AUGAAGACCGCCACAACGCUAUUCACGUUAUUCGCAUCGAUUUCUACGUCACACGCAGUCGCACUCAGCACAGUCGAGCCUUCAAUCUACCCUCCUGGCGUCUUGCCAUCAUUCACACCGGGUGUCAUUCCAGGCUACACUCCUGGUCUCGGCUUACCAUCCAACAUGCCAGCGCCAACAGACGUCCCAACUUUCACCCUCUCACCACUUCCAAGUGCUUCUAUCCCGGCUUCUGCUAGUUCAGGAGCAACUACACCCAUGGUUCCGAUCUCAAGCGCAGCUUCGUCGCUCGCAUCUCUGGCAUCGUCUCUCGCAUCCACAAACCCACCAUCAUCCUCAACACUCGCACCAACAUCCACACCGCAAUCAACAUCCGCCCGUUCAACACUCGGUACCAGGAGCUCCUCUGCAACAUCGCAGAGCACCAGCAUACCUCCCGCGCCCAGCGCAGCAGGCGCGAGCGGAAGUCUAGGCGGGCAAGGAAAAGAGAGGGUAUGGUGGGUUACGUUCUUGUUACCGCUCCUUGUCCUGGCGUAA
Parastagonospora nodorum SN15 is the source of this 537-nucleotide messenger RNA. RefSeq lists its product as hypothetical. NCBI's taxonomy places the organism in Eukaryota, Fungi, Ascomycota, Dothideomycetes, Pleosporales, Phaeosphaeriaceae. Bases 1 to 537 code for a protein of 178 amino acids. The record is from RefSeq and is a predicted model, not a curated record. The transcript has a single exon.